This is a messenger RNA of Cryptomeria japonica (Japanese cedar), 656 nucleotides long. RefSeq lists its product as uncharacterized. Lineage: Eukaryota; Viridiplantae; Streptophyta; Pinopsida; Cupressales; Cupressaceae. Bases 183 to 476 code for a protein of 97 amino acids. The transcript is spliced from 2 exons. Gene Ontology annotation, biological process: iron-sulfur cluster assembly. The record is from RefSeq and is a predicted model, not a curated record.
UGAAGUUAAUUCCAAAUUUACGGCCAAUUUACAAAUUUAGAAUAUAAAAAUCCCACACUUGAAGUGAAUCCCAAUUUCACAGCCACAGGCGCACCUGCACAGAUCGGAUAUUGAACAAAGCUAGAACUCUUGCAGCAGCGACUAGGGCAUAGUGAAAUCUUGCAUAAACACAAGGUCUAUCAAUGACAAGUAUGUUAGGGCAUCUGCCAUCAACAUCAGAGGUUCGAUCUUUGAUUCGCUCUUUGCUGCGAACUGCUCGCAGGUUUCCAGACUACAAUAUUCGAGAAUACAUCAAGAGGCGGACUAUUGAAGGGUGUAAACAAAAUCGGGAUCUUUCUGAACCAGAUGCUAUUGGUUAUGCUUUCAGGGAAGGUAAAUCACAACUGGAAGUGGCAUCAAGGCAGGCUAUGGUGUACUCUAUUUACGCUCCCAAUGUCAAGAGCAUAAUGGAGAUUGAACCUAAUAAAUCUGGGUAGUGUAAAUCUUGUGUAAAUGCAAGAGUUGAGAUUCUAAGAUGACAGAAAUGCAAUUUUGAAACCGUGAUGUAAAUGCUUUUUUUAGGGUUUGAUGUUUGUUGUUCGCAGUCCUUUAACAGAAAAUAUAAUUCAUAUAAAUUAUAAAUAGAAAAUUUGGAAGAUGAUAUUUAUUUAAGUGAA